Messenger RNA from Salvia hispanica, 1581 nucleotides. RefSeq names its product zinc finger protein MAGPIE-like. Gene Ontology annotation, cellular component: nucleus. The record is from RefSeq and is a predicted model, not a curated record. Gene Ontology annotation, molecular function: DNA-binding transcription factor activity. Lineage: Eukaryota; Viridiplantae; Streptophyta; Magnoliopsida; Lamiales; Lamiaceae.
AAAAACUUCAUAAUUUAGCACUCAUAACCUCCUUUUAAUGCUUUGCUUAACACAAAACCUUCCAUUACUCAUCAUCUUCACUGAAAACACAUAGUAUUAGAUAUUUUCUCCCUCUCUCUCUCUCUAAAAAAAGGUCCUUGUAAGAGAAGAUGACAGAUAACGAAUCCACCAUUUCCAGUCAAAACCCAUUAACAAGUGGAUCCAGUCCCCCACCAAAGAAGAAGAGAAAUCUGCCAGGCACCCCAGAUCCUGAGGCGGAGGUGAUAGCGCUGUCGCCGAAGACGCUGAUGGCGACCAACAGAUUCGUGUGCGAGGUAUGCGGGAAGGGUUUCCAAAGGGAUCAGAAUCUGCAGCUGCACAGAAGAGGGCAUAAUCUGCCGUGGAAGCUGAAGCAGAGGUCGAGCAAGGAGGUGAGGAAGCGGGUGUAUGUGUGCCCCGAGAAGGCCUGCGUCCACCACCACCCGUCCCGGGCUCUUGGAGACCUUACUGGGAUCAAGAAGCACUUCUGCCGGAAGCACGGGGAGAAGAAGUGGAAGUGCGACAAGUGUGCCAAGCGCUACGCGGUGCAGUCUGAUUGGAAGGCUCACGCUAAGACUUGUGGAACCAGGGAAUAUAAGUGUGACUGCGGCACCAUUUUCUCAAGGAGAGACAGCUUCAUCACCCACCGUGCAUUUUGCGAUGCACUAGCCCAAGAAACCGCAAGAGUCACAGCUGCAACACAUGCGCCAAACCACAUUAACUAUCAUUUCCUAGGCAUGCCCCAACACUUCCCCUCCAUCUUCAAGCCCAUCAACGACCAAACCCUCGAUCCGAUCCACGAACUCACUCACUCAACCCAAGACCACCAUCCACCAUUCGCCAACCCAUCCUUCUCCAGCCUCCCACCAUCCACAUUCUACAACCUAAAUUGGGAUACCACCCACACCUCCCCAAAUAUCCCCAAUCACAAAGAAGCAACCGUCUCAUCAUUGUUCAGCACUCAUCAAAACCAAAUUAGUAGCAACCACGAAGCCGAAGCUUCCGCAAGGAUGUCUGCAACAGCUUUGCUACAGAAAGCUGCACAAAUCGGGGCGACCACGACCGAUCCAGCGAUGAUACUAGGGAGUUUUGGGGUCAAGUGCAACGACAAUGGCUUGGACGGGAACAGGCUUUGCGGGUUGUACAGUACAAGCUCGGUUACGAGCGGCUUUGGGAGCGAUGUAGAGAGCUCUGUGAAUGAGAAUUCGGCGAUGAAUGGGCAGUUGCAGAUGUACACUUGUUCGAAACGACGUCGGGUGCAGAGCUAUGAGGAGGAGGGAGGGGAGACGAGGGAUUUUCUUGGAGUUGGGAUCAAUCCUAUUUGCCACCCCUCUUCUAUCAAUGGAUGGAUUUGAAUUGUGUCGAUUGGAAAUAAUUUUGUGGAGUUUACAAAAGGAAGAACGAUAUAUAGUGGAGGGAAAGAGAAGUAGGGCACCUUUUUAACUCCAUUAUUGCUAUCUUGAUUAAUUACGUUUAUUAAUUAAUUGUUGUUGCUUAAUUAUGGAAAUAAAAAAUGUGUUACAAAAGGCUACAUCUAGCAAGCGAUUGUGUAAGUUGUAACGA